Molecule: messenger RNA, 873 nt
Organism: Microthlaspi erraticum
Lineage: Eukaryota; Viridiplantae; Streptophyta; Magnoliopsida; Brassicales; Brassicaceae
Source: the annotation of a GenBank genome assembly
AUGAGUGUCGGAGUGGGAGUUAGCGUCUCAUACCCAUCGAUUUCGUUAUCCUCGAGGAAUCUCUCAGUUCCUUCAUCGUCACUCUAUGUUGGUCGGAAAGUUCUCCGACCAAGCUCCGAUAUUUACUUGAAUCUGCGGUGCCGGAAAAGCAGAACCAAACCAUUGUUGGCUGUUAUUGGGUCAAGUCGUGUACCGGAGCUUGAUUCUUCUUCUGAACCACUUCAAGUCUUCGACGGAACGACAAGGUUGUACAUAUCUUACGGUUGCCCAUUUGCUCAGCGAGCGUGGAUUGCUCGGAAUUACAAGGGUCUGCAAGACAAGAUAGAACUUGUACCGAUUGAUCUCAAGAACAGGCCUGCUUGGUAUAAGGAGAAAGUUUACAAGGCUAACAAGGUGCCUGCAUUAGAGCACAAUAACAGAGUAAUAGGAGAGAGCCUUGACCUGAUCAAGUACAUUGACGCCAAUUUCGAUGGGCCUUCACUUACACCCGAUGGUGUAGAGAAGCAAGCGUUUGCUGAUGAGUUACUCUCCUACACUGCCACUUUCUCCAAGGUUGUGAGAUCCACAUUGUUUUCAGGCGCCGACAUUGCUGCUGCAGAUGUUGGGUUUGAUUACAUGGAGCAGGCUCUUUCCAAGUUCAAAGAAGGGCCUUUCUUCCUUGGCCAAUUUAGCUUCGUUGAUGUUGCAUAUGUUCCAUUCAUCGAGAGAUUCCAGCUUAUCUUCAAGGAUGUGAUGAAUGUGGAUAUCACAUCUGGCCGGCCUAACCUUGCCCUUUGGAUUCAGGAGAUGAACAAAAUAGAAGCUUACACAGAAACCCGUCAUGAUCCACAAGAGCUAGUUGAAAAAUACAAGAAACUAGUCCAAGCCAAAUAA